ACAAUGAGUGACACAAUGGACUGGAUAAUUACCACGGCAGUAUUCUUGUCAGGGUUAAACGCUUUACUUUGUUUUAACAUCGAUCCUGUGGCUUGGAAGACCCUGACUCAACCUGCUGCAGGUUUUGGAUACCAGGUGGUGCAGAGGCCAUCAGAUUUGCUGGUCAGUGCUCCUCUUGCACAGUUUUCACCAACAGGAAGAGGACAGAUUUAUAAGUGUUCCACCGAAACAUGCACGCAACUAUCGGUUCCUGUGGCUGAGUUUGCAGUGAACAUGUCUCUGGGUUUGACGAUGGCAAAUGAUCCCUCCACACAAAGAACUUUGGCAUGUGGUCCAACCAUCCCAAAGGACUGCAAAAGUAUCACCAUGUACAGUGGAACCUGCUGGCAGAUAGACGCUUCUGAUCGAGUUACAGGUCCUGUACCUUCUUCUAAUGGCGAGUGCGGGUCAGCAGACAUUGUAUUUCUGUUGGACGGCUCCGGCAGCGUAAAUGAUCAGGAUUUUGAAAGAAUGAAGACUUUUGUAAAGAAUCUGGUCCGCUCACUCCUGCAAGCAGACAUAAAGUUUGCCAUUGUCCAAUUCUCCGAUUCUCCCCAAACCCAUUUUUUCUUCAGUGAUAAUCUGAUCUCUGGAACUGUAUCAUGGGAAAGUAAAGUCGAUGGGAUUAGACAACUCAGGGGAUACACUUACACAGCUAAAGCCAUCAAAUCUGUGGUCAAUAACGUUUUCACACCAACAAAAGGUUCCAGGCCAAAUGUGAACAAAGUGUUGAUAGUCAUCACCGAUGGAGCAUCUAGCGACCCCGAUGAUUUGCCAAGUGCAACAAGUUUAGCUGACAACAAAAAGAUUGUUCGAUUUGCUAUUGGAGUGGGGGGGGCAUUCAACAGUGUUCAGGCAAAAAAGGAACUGGAAACCAUUGCAUCUACCAAAGGAAACAUAUUUCAAGUGGAGAGUUUCAAUGCUCUUGAACAAAUAAGACAGACUCUGCAGGCCAAACUCUUCUCUAUUGAAGGAUCACAAACAAGCGGAGAAUCACUGAAAUUGGAAAUGGCUCAAGAGGGAUUCAGUGCAGCCUAUGUGCCUGAGGGAAUUCAGAUGGCUAUUGUUGGUGCUAAUGAGUGGAAGGGAGGCUUCCUCCAAUACUCAAUGUCAACAGGCCUCAAGACAAGCUCCUAUGAGGCUGAUAUAGAGACUGACAGUUAUCUGGGUUACUCCAUGGCAGUUGCUAAAACGAGGUCUGGCACGUUAACAAUUGUCGGUGCUCCAAGAUAUCAACACAGAGGAGCUGUGAUGGUAGUUCACCAAAACGUCCUCAGAAAAACGAUUGAUCCCUUUCGCUGGCAGUUUCAGAGUGGUGAAUAUUUCGGGGCUGUUGUUUGUGCGAUGGACCUGGAUCUUGACAGCUUCACUGACUUAAUCCUCAUAUCUGCCCCAAUGUUCAUGGACUCUGAUGGAGAGGGAAGGGUUUACGUUUGCAGCUUGACUGGCUUGGAUGUGGAGUGUCGCUUAGACUCUCCAUCAGUACUGAGUGGGGACGUCUCUGACAAAGGAAGGUUCGGGUCUUCUCUCGCUGUACUGCCUGAUCUCAACACCGACGGUCUCAGUGAAUUGGCAGUUGGAGCGCCUUUGGAGAACAACGGUCAAGGCAGCAUCUACAUAUUCCACGGAGAAGGAGGAGUAGGAGGAAUCAGUUCUUCUUACUCACAGAGAAUUGCAGCAUCUGAAGUCCAGUCACCAUUGUGGUUCUUUGGCCUGUCCAUCAGUCAGUCGUCUUUUGACCACAGUGGUGACGGGCUGCCUGACUUAGCGAUCGGUUCAAAGGGCGCAGUUGUCUUACUGAGAUCAAAGCCAAUAGUUAUGGUGGAAGCUACAUUGUCGUUCAGCCCAAAUCCAAUCCCAACUCAAAACUCAGACUGCUCAAAACCUUUGGAGAGCACAGCAGAAGUCUGUUUUACCAUGACCAGGCACUCCAAAGUAGACAAAGUUACAGCAAAGAUUAGCUACAAUCUAACACUGGACGCCACUCGCAAAGUCCCAAACAACCGGGCCUACUUUAGCGAGAAACAACGAGAGACAAAAGGGACAGUUGAUAUUGACUUAAUUCGUCCUGUAUGCAACACGGUGAAGUUCUUUGUUCAGGCUUGUCCAGAGGAUGCUCUAAACGCACUUUACAAUGAACUCAUGUUCAGCUUUGAAGGUUUACCUAACCCCCCAAAUCCGAGUGCUAGUCUCGCCCUGCAGGCGCAGAAAAAAACUCUACAUCCUUUGGGGUUCGAGAUCAAUUGCGGCGAAGAUGAUAACUGUGUUGAUGACCUAAAAGUGGAUUUCAACUUCACCAAAUCCUUAGAGGUGAAAGUGGGCAUUGAUGAACUGUUGGAUGUCACCGUCUCAGUGGAGAACAGAGGGGAAAACUCCUACAACAGCCGUGUCAUUCUCUCAUAUCCAACCGGACUCUCUUUCAGGAAGUUUACAACCCUGCAGGGGAGAAUUGAGUGCAGCUCCUUGGACAGUGAAGAUGGUGUAACGAGAGGGAAGACGGACUGCACUGUCGACAAGCCUAUUUUAAAGAGUGACUCUAAGGCUUUCUUCAUCAUCUCCUAUGGGAUUGAGACUAGUAGCCAACUUGCCAGUAGCAUUUCUUUCUCUGCAAAUGUUUCCAGUGGGAAUCUGGAGCACUCCAGUUCAAGCGAACUCUACAGAAACAAAGACAUUGAUGUGAAGUACAGCAUUUUUGCUACUUUUGAAAGCUCCCUCAGAUACAGCAAUUUUUCAUUCGGCAAGAACAAUGUUCAAAAACCAGUCCAACAAUCCAUUGUGGUUACAAAUGACAUCAGAGCAGUGAAUUUCACGGUGGUGAUUCGGGUGCCUGUGAAGCUCGGUGAUAAAAACAUCUGGACGGAUUCCAGCAGCUUGCAGAUUCCAGACUGUCAAAGAUGCUUUGAUGAACAACCUAAAGUCACGGAUUUUAUUGCUAAGAUACAGAAAAACAAGUUAAUGGACUGCUCUGUAGCCACGUGCUCGGUUUUUAAGUGCAGUAAGAUCAUGGGAAGACUGGAGAGUAAAACCUACCAAAUCUCUGCCAACCUCAGUUCUGAAUGGAUUCAGCAGAUUGGACUUCAAUCUGCCAAAUUCCUCUUGAUCAGCACGGCCAGUCUGGAGUACGACAGAAAGCAGUACAUCUUUUUAUCAGCAGGGUCUUACAACAACCCCCCUGUUCGCAAGAUUGAGGUGGAGGUAGAAGUGUAUGCCGAACCAGACUUCACCAAAGAGAUUGUUGGAGGAUCACUGGGAGGGUUAGCUCUCCUGGCUUUACUCACCGCUGGCCUGUACAAGGCGGGUUUCUUCAAGAGUAAAUACAAGGACAUGAUUAAAGAUUAUGCGGCGGAUCCGGGGGACGAUGGAGACGCACUUACACCAGAUUAAAAUAUUUAAAUGGUCCAGAUGUUUGUCAGACAGCAGCUUUUUAUACAUCAAAUACAUUUAAAUAAAUGUUAUAGUCUGAUGAUUACAGUUGACCGCAAAAGCAGAUAAAAGUUUAACAUCUACAGCGCUGCCUGCGUCAAUUCUGAUUGCUUCAUCGCUAUCAUUAAUCUGUGUUCUAGCAUUUUUAUAAUAUUUUUCCAGUUUUAGUAAUCUACUGGAGUAGAAAACUCCCUUACUUUGUCAUUCACUAUUUCCAAUAACAAAGGAUGACAACCAAGACUUUGGAACGGUGACAAGGGGUAAGAAAAGGAUAUCUUGGUUAGGAAGUAGAACCCAGUAAUUACUGUACAGUCUAAGCUCUUCUGCUCCCUACAAAUUAUUAUUCAAAUUAAAGUCAGUGAGGGGAAAAUUAGUUCAUAUUAUGGAUGAUAAAAGGUGGCGAACUGCGGUCCUAUUGACACUCGUUGAGUUAAUUGGCAAUCUAGGGACAAAUGUCCCUAAAUUAGUGCAUUGAAAUAAGAAGAGUGAGGACAGAAAGUAGAGUACUUAAUAUGAAUAUAUUAGUGCACUAAGUUCUUCUAAAUAGAGUAUACAUAGGGAUUUUGGCAGAAGGCUCUAUGAAAUUUUGGUACGUUUUUAGAAUUCAAAUUGUUGAUACUAAUAACACAUUGUAGGUUAAAAUGAGACCUUUCUGCUUUCAGUUGCAAGCUAUGCAUGUUUGUUAUAUUUCUGGUCUCAAAUUUAAAAUUGUGAAAUAU
Molecule: messenger RNA, 4181 nt
Organism: Pungitius pungitius (ninespine stickleback)
Lineage: Eukaryota; Metazoa; Chordata; Actinopteri; Perciformes; Gasterosteidae
Product: integrin alpha-M-like
Exons: 30
Coding region: 4-3423 (1139 amino acids)
Biological process (GO): cell adhesion mediated by integrin; cell-matrix adhesion; integrin-mediated signaling pathway
Cellular component (GO): integrin complex; external side of plasma membrane
Molecular function (GO): integrin binding
Source: RefSeq, a predicted model, not a curated record